This is a messenger RNA of Serpula lacrymans var. lacrymans S7.9, 3100 nucleotides long. RefSeq lists its product as uncharacterized. Lineage: Eukaryota; Fungi; Basidiomycota; Agaricomycetes; Boletales; Serpulaceae. Bases 1 to 2826 code for a protein of 941 amino acids. The transcript is spliced from 15 exons. Gene Ontology annotation, cellular component: Golgi medial cisterna; Golgi trans cisterna; membrane. The record is from RefSeq and is a predicted model, not a curated record.
AUGCUUGGAAAACUCCCUCAAACGUUCACAGCUCCGUUUGGUCUACUAAGCGACGAAGCCAAACUUGCAUUUCGCAGUCAACCUCAAGGAAUUGCAAAACUUGCAUCCACCAGAAAUAUUGCUGAAACCGAUAGCUACUGGAACCAGUAUUUUGUAUUGUUUGACACGACUUCCGAUGUCUUCUCUCUAGUAUCCCCUCACGAUGUUCGUAGAGCUCUGCAGGACGCACCAGAAAACAUUGCAACGCUCAUUCGAGUUGUGACCUCACGUCUUUUCAAUCUUAUUUCCGACCAUACGUUCCCUACAACAAACGGCAACUCCGUUGCAUCAUAUGCAACCUCGUUCAUCAAAACAGGUUCGGCGGAGCGAAACACCACUAAAGAGGUCCUCAACUGCCUAAGAGUUCUCCAACGAGUGUUACCCGUGGUGUUUGAGGUAGAAGGGGAGUCAAACGUUUUUGAGCUUGAGGUGCUGUGGAAGAAAGUCGAACUCGACGAUGAUCAAGAUGAGCCUAGUAAUGCGGGAGAGGCACCGCAAUUUGUCAUUGAAGACGAUGAGGACGAGGAUGAAGAUGGGAGUCAGCAUGGUGCAGCGUCCAAAAAGCCCUCUCAAACACCAGAGCCCAAACCAAAAGAGAAGAAGAUGUCACCUACGCUUGGCGAGAAGCUCUUUAACUGCAUCGUUGAUCUUCUCUUCUGCUGCGGCUUCACUCUUCCACUCAAAUUACAGGUUGACCAUUAUAAGAUCAACUAUGUUAUAUGGGAGAAGGGAGUUGGAUCGACAGCUGAUAUAGGGCCAAAUAACGCUUUCGACUCUAACAAAACAGAAGUUCUCCGUCUUCUGCUAGUUCUCUUGUCACGACAGAUCUACGUCCCACCAUCGUCUCUUUUCACCAAACCGUCCUUCUACAGUUUACAUUUUGCCCGAAAGACACCUCGUCGGGAUGUCUUAACGAUACUAUGCUCGCUGUUGAACACCACCAUGAACUCGUCCGUCACUAGCAAUGCAACUAUCGGCAGUAUGGCAGGAAGGCUGCCUUAUAAUCAUCUUGUUUUCAAAGGCGAAGACUCGAGAUCUAUUCUUGUGGGCAUGUGCUUCCAGGUUCUGUGUGCGUUGCUGGAUUUCCAAAGUGGCCCCGCGAGAGAUGCCGUCGUGGGCAGUGGUGAGAACAUCAGUUCUGCACCUACAGCGCAUACGAAUGCAUUCAGAUACUUCCUCGCCAAGCUGCAUAGGACGCAUGAUUUUGCGUUUAUUCUCAGUGGCAUUACAGAGAUCUUGAAGCGGCAGCUAGCCAUUAUGAACAACGUACUUCCAGGUGCAAGGAAGUCCAUACCUUACGUUCCGGAGGCUAUCGUACUCUUUUGGAAGAUGAUCGAGCUAAAUAAGAAAUUCCGAGCAUACGUUCUUGACUCAGAUAAGGCUGUGGAUAUUCUUGCAUACUUGUUAUGCUACUCCCUUGAGAUCAAGGAUAAGCCUCAGCAACACGGCCUCUGCAGAGCUCUAUCUUACAUCGUACAGAUCUUAUCGGCUGAGCCUGCUUUUGGUAAUAAGCUGUCCUCACCCGUCACAGUUCAACUACCUGCCAAGUGGAAUGCUCCAGGUACCGCUGCAGAUUUCAUGGUAACGGCCAUCUAUUCGAUUAUAACUACGACGUCUGGGUCACUGAAUUCGAUAUACCCUGCCUUGAUUAUUGCCCUGUCGAAUGCCGCUCCGUACUUCAAGAAUCUAUCUAUCGUCGCUUCGACCAAGCUCAUCCAGCUUUUCAAUUCAUUUUCGAACCCUCUGUUCCUCCUUUCAGAUGAGGGGCAUCCCAGGCUUGUCUUUUUCAUGCUCGAAGUCUUCAACUCCGUGCUUUUCCACCAUCUCGGAGAUAAUCCAAACCUGCUCUAUGCCAUCUUGACUGCUCACAAGUCCUUUGAAACCCUGGGUACGUUCACGUUAUCUCGAGGGCUACGUGAAAUAAAGCGGGUCCAACUGGCCAAAGAGGAACAGGCUCGGAAAGCCGAGAGUGGUAACGAUACCAAGAAUGGACGUAUGCAGAAGGAAACAGAACCAGAGGACGCUCAUGCAGAAAAAGUUAGACUGCUUCGAAGCGAGAGCAUGGGUCUAUCUGGAGACAUAGAGAGUGGCGAAAUCAUGGUGGAAGGAUCACCACAUCACGACCGUUUGGAAGAGCGCAGCUCUCAAGAGGAGACAUCAGUGACCUAUCCAUUGAUGUCGCCCACUGUUGGGAACAUCCCAAUGAUGAGCGAUGGUAUUGUAGGGUCGGCGUCCGAGAAAGCUAGAGGGAAAAUGAAGGCUAGGCGAUCUGAAUCGCUCGAUACGACGAGUAGUGUCGACCGAAUUGCUGCUGCUGGUGUGGGUAGGAACGGCUUUGUGCCGACACAAGAAUGGGUCACGUCCUGGCAGCAAGGAUUGCCUUUGGAUAUUGUAAUGCUUGCGAUAUCUGAGCUACUCGCGAAAGUGGAGAAAAUGCAGUCUGGGCAUCAAAAAGCGGCCACUGCUGCUUCUAUCACAAAUUUCCUUCAAAGUGUGGAUUUGGCACAUGUCCUACCUCCUGCUCCUCCAGUCAUCCCACGGCGGUUUUUGUGGUCGGAUGCUUCGAUAGUAUGGCUCACGUCUCUGAUAUGGGGAGAGAUCUAUGUUCGCGGCAUGUCUCCACUUGGAAUCUGGAAUUCCACCAAUGUUCGCCUAUUUUACGUGAAGCACACACAGACGCAGCAGCGACAGAUCACAGAGGCUGUUUCCAGCGUGGUUGGAGGUCUUCUUUCUCCUAGUACCGUGUUCGAGAGAGGCGAAGAGGACAUGCAAGCUAUCCUAAGGUGAUAGUGCACUGCUGUGUCCGGACAUUUUCAAUUAUAUAAAACUUCUAGCUUAAUCCAAGCAAAACUUUUAAGCACCUUCGAUGACACAUGUUGUUUUCCUUGUGUGUAUAAGGUCUGCUUCAUAGUUGCGUUCGCUGAUGGACCUUCGACAUGGGAAAGCCCGUUUUUGAGCGCUGAACCCUGAGUUCUGCUUGCACCUCCUGUUUUACAUCAUAUGAUAUUCGAUUCAUACCACCAGCGUUGGUUAUUUAGUUGUGUAUGAAUGCUUCGCCUGA